Messenger RNA from Cydia fagiglandana, 756 nucleotides. Its product is annotated as glutathione S-transferase 1-like. Bases 30 to 740 code for a protein of 236 amino acids. Gene Ontology annotation, molecular function: glutathione transferase activity. The transcript has 6 exons. Gene Ontology annotation, biological process: glutathione metabolic process. The record is from RefSeq and is a predicted model, not a curated record. NCBI's taxonomy places the organism in Eukaryota, Metazoa, Arthropoda, Insecta, Lepidoptera, Tortricidae.
CAACGUACGCUUACACGCACCGCGGCAACAUGAGAUUAACGAAAACUUUGUUUAAUCAAGCAUGUUCAACAGCGCGCCUGAUCCUAUACAAGCGCGAUGCGAGCCCGCCGUCCAAUGCAGUCCGCAUGGUCGGCGCCAUCUUGGGGCUGCAGUUCGACUAUGUGGAGCCCGACUUGAUCAAAGGCGAGCACAAGUCGCCCGAAUUUAGGAAGAUAAACCCAAUGUCUACUAUACCGGUGCUGAAAGACGGAAACCUCACUGUGUCAGAAAGUCACGCGAUAAUCCUGUAUCUCCUGAACAAGUAUGGCGGUGAACAUAAGGAGAAACUCUACCCUUCCGACUUGGCCACCCGCGCCAUAGUCGACCAGUGCCUUUACUUCGAUGCCGGUGUGCUGUUCCGGCAAAUUCUGGAAGUGUCUAGACCAUCAUUCGCUGGCAAAUCAAACGGUCCCAGCAAGAAGAACAUAUUCGACAUAGAGGAAGGUUACUCUAUCAUCGAAGCAUAUUUAGAAAGCCGGCCGUACGUGGCCGCGGACCAUCUGACUGUGGCGGACAUCUCGCUCGGUUCUACGACAGCUGCGUUGCAGGGGAUCCACGCUUUAGACGCUAAUAAGUUCCCGAAGACAAAAGCGUGGUUGGAGCGUCUCUCCACAGAAAGCUACUUCAAGGAGAUAAACACACCGGGCGCCGCCUUGUUGGCCAAGAUGCUCAGACACUUCUGGAAACAGAAUAAUAAAUAAAGAAUGAUUCAACUGC